Messenger RNA from Centruroides sculpturatus (bark scorpion), 606 nucleotides. It is a transcript of the gene mRpS17, whose product is annotated as 28S ribosomal protein S17, mitochondrial-like. The record is from RefSeq and is a predicted model, not a curated record. The coding region runs from base 161 to 577 and encodes 138 amino acids. NCBI's taxonomy places the organism in Eukaryota, Metazoa, Arthropoda, Arachnida, Scorpiones, Buthidae. The transcript is spliced from 3 exons. Gene Ontology annotation, biological process: mitochondrial translation. Gene Ontology annotation, molecular function: structural constituent of ribosome. Gene Ontology annotation, cellular component: mitochondrial small ribosomal subunit; ribosome.
UUUUAUUGGCGAAUAUAAAUAGAAAAUUAACGUAUAGGAACUUGUUGCAUUGGCAACACUUACACAUAAUAGUAAUGUGAUUUUUCGCAUGUGAGUCGAAAACUUUGUUGCAUGAAUAUUAUUAAAUGAAUCCGUUUAAAUAACUGUAACGAAAGAGUUAAUGAUGGCAACGCGAAGGUUAAUGAUGUUGGGUAAGUGUUAUGCCCCGAAACUGAAGCAAGUAGUUACUGUUUCUGUGCCUCAUGAAGUCUAUGAUGAUUUUCUACAUGCGUAUUUUACUCAUACUACUGAAUAUGAAGUGUAUGACCCAGAAGGAAAAUGUAAGAGAGGAGAUAUUGUGCUCAUUAAAGAGAUGAAUGAACCUUUAAGUAUUAGAAUAAAGCAUCAAGUUGAUAAAAUAAUUUAUGAAGCUGGCAAUGUUAUUGAUCCUCUCAGUGGAAGAAGGUGUUUUGGAAAUAGGUACACAGAUGAAAUUGAUAGAACCACACAAGCUCUUGGUUAUCAAAAAUCUUUUAGAAAAUUUUUGGUUAUGAAAACAAAGCCAAAAGAAGAAAUUCCUUCUAACUCUGAUGUAUGAAAUAGAUUUUAAUAAAGAGUAAUUAAAAA